AUGACUACCGCCAUAAUCCUACAAUCCGAGCACAAUUGGGAGCAAUGGCUUGCCCAAAUAAGGCAAUAUGCUCACACAAAGCAGAUAUGGGAAUUUAUUGACCCUUCAGUGGAAGAACCGCCCAAGCUUGAACCACCCGAAGAUGGAGUGGACGUGGAAUUGGAAGGGAUGGCCUUACAAAAGGCAAUGAUACUACUAAAAUGGGAAAUAAAGAGAUACGAUCGGAGAGAGCUAGCACUAGCAGAUAUGCUGAAUUAUAUCCGCGAAAGGAUCUCUUCCCGGUGCUUUACAUUCAUCGAGGAUAUCACUUGUCCGCAUGAGUGCUUAAGGAUUCUUCAAGAACAAGUAGCUCGACCAGAGGCAGCUACAAGAAUGAUGCUACGAUCGGAAUUUAUGAAGAUGAAUGUCCACGGACCACCCAGGGGAAAGGACCUUGAAGAUUGGGUCACAGACUGGGAAAUUAUGGUUGAAAGGAUAAGGAAGCAUAAGAUUGAGGAUUUACUAUAUAAUGAGACCCUAGUCAUGGAUUUCCUACAAGCUAUACAGAAGGACUGUCCCGAAUUCUCCACUCAACAACAAGUGCAAAUUACAAUCACGGAAAUCUACCCAAGCCAUGAUGAAGUCUUAAGAGCCUUCUGGAGAUACUGGAGAAAUGUUCAAGUGAAUGGAAAGCAAAAGAAAUUUAAGCAACCAGGGGGUUCCUUUGCUGCAACCUUACAAGGAAGAUCUCCAGCGGAAGAAAAGGGUCAAGAAAGAAAAGGAGAUAGCCAGAAGAAGCCUCCAUCGUGCGUGUGCGGAUCAAAGCACUAUUUUGGCCAAUGUCCCUACUAUAACUCGAAUAUCCGGUCCGCGGAUUGGAAAGCCGAUCCAGAGAUUGAGAAGAAAGCUCAAGAGAUGCUGAAGAAACCACGAAUAAAAGGGAUGGUUAAGGCCUCAAUCAAGCGGGAGGGUAAGAACAAAGAUGCCGAUACGAGAGCUGGUCAAGAGAUUGAGACCCUGAAGGAGAAUGGAGUCUUUAUGGCUGCAAGGAACUUGCCAUGUGCAGCUUUCAAUACUGCCUCCCUACAGCUGGAUGAAAAUCCCGCCUGCCAAUGUAUUUCCUAA
Coccidioides immitis RS is the source of this 1104-nucleotide messenger RNA. RefSeq lists its product as uncharacterized. Lineage: Eukaryota; Fungi; Ascomycota; Eurotiomycetes; Onygenales; Onygenaceae. The transcript has a single exon. The record is from RefSeq and is a predicted model, not a curated record. The coding region runs from base 1 to 1104 and encodes 367 amino acids.